UACUCGACAACUCCCUCUCUUUACUGCUUCUAUACGUUACUAGUAUGUAAAAGCUUCCACAACACUGUUGGUAGCUCGUAAGUCAAACGAAAAGCUCGUGUGACGAUCAGUAGAGCUCAGUCUACUAGCUCAAUCUGCUUAGUUGAUUGUGAUAUGUCGUGCUGCUCUCUGGUUACAGGGUCUUGUCGGAAUACUUGUAAUCAGGUUUCUUUUGCUGCAUUGAAACUGACAGAUUAUCAAGCAAAGAAAAAUUUAAAUCAACGACUAACUCAAUCUUGUCCAUUUGAAUUGAUUGAAUUCUGGUCUUGUAUAAAUUCAACGCAAAAUGAAGCAACUGAUCAUGAGAAUUGGAUCGGCAAAAACUGUUGUCAUUUAGCUCAAUAUCCAAUUUGUCAAUCAACAUGCAUGUUGGCAGGAUCUAAAACUCAUUUAGAAUCUUCUUGUCGCUCUAGUGAUGAGUUAGAAUUUUAUUUUUGUUUGGAAAAGCAAGAAGAGAUUGAAAGGUGUUGCAGUAGUAUCACUAAUGGAACCUGUCGUGCUAGUUGUCGAGAAAUUUUUCAUAAGUCUGAACAACAAUCUAGUCUAAAACUUUAUAGCAGUAAGGGAUGUUUUCAUCAAAUACCGAAGUGUCUCGAAUCUAUUUCUGAAUCUUUUACUGCUAGUGACAAUCCAAGGCAAUAUCUUAACUGUUGUAAAGAAGCUACAACAUCAACUUGCUUGGAUGCAUGUAGAAAGAUUUUAUUCACAGCAACUUCUGUAAAGGAUAUUUUAGAUACAUUAGAAGCAAAAUGUCAACCAGCUCAACCACAUUCUCCACUUUGGAGUUGUUUUCUUCAGCAAUCAUCGUCAAUGAAGCCAACAAGAUUGCCUUUAGAUAUUGGAAAAUUAAACUGUUGUUCACGUGCCAGCAGUACCAACUGUCAGAUUCUGUGUUGGAGAGCCUUUCAAGCUGAUUGGGAAGUUGCUUGGACUCAACUAGAAACAGAUUGUCUAUCAUUAUCAUCAGAAGGAGAGCUGAGAAGAUGUUUAGAAGAUGCUGAUGAACCUUGCGAAAUGGGUUGCUCAGGCCUCUCUUAUUGCACCAAAUUUAACAAUCAACCUACAAGUCUUUUUCGAUCUUGUUCAAAAAUUGCCGAUGAUUCAGCAAAAUGGGAAGCAGAUCAUUGGGCUAGAGGUGGAAUCAUCAGAGGACUUGGAGUUCCAGUACGUGCUGAUCCUUCAUGUCCUGUUGAAUCUUUGAAAGCAGCUGCAUGUCUUCUACAACUUCGUCCGUGUGAAACACGAGUUCAUGAAACUCAGUUAUGUCGAGAUGAUUGCUUAGAAUUGAUGGUUAAUUGUGUUGAUUGGACAGCGAUUACUCGAUCUACUACUGCAGCAAGUCUGUGUUCUAAAUUGUCACCACCGCGACCAGACAUGCCUUGUAUUUCUCUCAAACCAUUUUUGACGGACCAGAGUCAACUUGAAUUAAAUUCAUUUAUAACUCAAGAUAAUAUUAUUACUCCUUGUAAAAAUAAUCCAUGUCCUGAUGAUCACAUGUGUGUUCCUCAACCAAAUUCUGAUAUAUAUUAUCAAUGUAUACCUUCAUGCACACUUGGAGAAAUGUCUAGACUAACAGUGCCAAUAAACACUUGGGUACAAAUUCCUCGAACUGAUCAACAGCAGCAAAAUUCAGGAUGUCAUCGAAUUUGUCGAUGCUCUUUAAAUGGAUUUGAAAAAUGCAAAACUUUAAACUGCUUUAGUCUCAAUUCUUGUUGGGUGCAAGAUCGUUUUGUAGCGCAUAGAACCAAUUUUUAUUUAGAUUGUAAUUCAUGUCAUUGUUUUGAAGGAGAAGUUUCUUGCUCUCGAAAAAUUUGUGGUAGGGAAAUACGUCAACCUACUUUGCCAUGUGAUUGUCCAGCGCAUUAUGUUCCAGUUUGUAGCCGAUUUGGAGUUACUUACCCUUCUGCAUGUCUUGCAAAAUGUGCUGGACUAGGUGUUAACGAUAUAGUAUUUGGACGUUGCUCUUCUAUAGAUCCAUGCCGUCCAAAUCCGUGUGGAACUGCUGAAAAAUGUUUAAGAAAACCAAGAGUUUGUUUAUCUAACAUUCAUAAACCUUGCAAACAGUACGAAUGUAUUCCAAUGGAUUGUGAACAUGAUAGCAAAAUUACUCCAGUGGAACCUGUUUGUGAUCGUGAUAAUAGACAAUACAAUUCUACAUGUGCUUUAGUAAAAUCUGGUGCAACGUUAGCGUAUAGAGGUCCUUGUUUGAAGGGAUGUAGUUUACGAGAACCAGUUUGUGGUGUUAACGGAGAAGUUUAUCCAAGUGAAUGCUCGGCAUGGGCUCAUAAUACUGUUGUUGAUUAUAAUGGACCUUGCAUGGCAGUAGGUUUGAUUGGUGAUGGAAAUAUUCCAAGAUGUAGUGACACUUUAAUCAAGUGUCCAAAACUAAAUUUACCCAACUGUAUAGGUGUUACACCACCAGGAGCUUGUUGUCCAGUUUGUGGAGGUGCUGCUAGAAUUUUCUUCUCAAAGAAACAACUCGAUAGGAUUUACUAUAUAAUGGAAGAAGAAAUAGAUAAGGAUUCUGUGACAUUGGAGAGUCUUCUGAAAGGUCUUCAACGUCAAAUUCAAGUAUUACAGUGCUCAAUUCGCGGCCAUGUUACUCCUGAAAACGAUAUUUUCAUUAUAGUUCAGCCAACAAUUAAAAAACCUUCUGCACUGUUAUUUCAAGCUUGCAUAGCAGAAACAGAAAAAAUAAUAACAAGAAUUAUUGAAAGAAGUUCUAAAAUCAUAGCUGAAGUUCCUUUGGGUUCUUUAACUCGAGCUGAAAUAGUACAUGGUCAUGUUUCUUCUUCAAUUUCUUUAUGGUAUUUUUCCAAUUUUACUAUUUUAAUAUUUUUCUCAUUUGUUUUCUCGUUUGUUUUCAAUCGUUGAAAAUUUGACUCUUAUUUUUUUAUGUUAUAAGACUUUUUUUACGUAACAAUGGAAUUUAAUAGAUUCCAAUGAGUGUUCAACCAAACUGUGAUUUUCUAGAGUGCCUUAUUUAAAUUUAGGAUUAAAAAAAUAGAUUUUAGAGCAUUAAAGGAUUGUUAAGUUUUUUAUA
Messenger RNA from Chelonus insularis, 3082 nucleotides. RefSeq names its product Reversion-inducing-cysteine-rich protein with kazal motifs (gene Reck). Gene Ontology annotation, cellular component: plasma membrane. The record is from RefSeq and is a predicted model, not a curated record. Lineage: Eukaryota; Metazoa; Arthropoda; Insecta; Hymenoptera; Braconidae. The transcript is spliced from 7 exons. Gene Ontology annotation, molecular function: protein binding; metalloendopeptidase inhibitor activity. Gene Ontology annotation, biological process: extracellular matrix organization. The coding region runs from base 154 to 2913 and encodes 919 amino acids.